Molecule: messenger RNA, 2081 nt
Organism: Suncus etruscus (white-toothed pygmy shrew)
Lineage: Eukaryota; Metazoa; Chordata; Mammalia; Eulipotyphla; Soricidae
Gene: YAP1
Product: Yes1 associated transcriptional regulator
Biological process (GO): positive regulation of transcription by RNA polymerase II; hippo signaling
Cellular component (GO): nucleus; cytoplasm
Molecular function (GO): transcription corepressor activity; transcription coactivator activity; protein binding
Source: RefSeq, a predicted model, not a curated record
CGCAGACCCCGGCCCCGACGCCGCCGCCGCCCGCCGGCCACCAGGUCGUGCACGUGCGCGGCGACUCGGAGACGGACCUGGAGGCGCUCUUCAACGCCGUCAUGAACCCCAAGUCGGCCAACGUGCCGCACACCGUGCCCAUGCGGCUGCGCAAGCUGCCCGACUCCUUCUUCCGCCCGCCCGAGCCCAAGGCCGCGCACGCGCACGCGCACUCGCGCCAGGCCAGCACAGAUGCCGGCACUGCAGGAGCACUGACCCCGCAGCAUGUCCGCGCUCACUCAUCCCCAGCUUCCCUGCAGCUGGGCGCCGUGUCUCCAGGGACCCUUACCCCCUCUGGAGUGGUCUCGGGACCCGGAGCUGCACCUGGUGCCCAGCACCUCCGGCAGUCUUCUUUUGAGAUACCUGAUGAUGUUCCUCUGCCUGCUGGCUGGGAGAUGGCCAAGACAUCAUCCGGACAGAGAUACUUCUUAAACCACAUUGAUCAGACAACCACAUGGCAGGACCCCCGGAAGGCCAUGCUGACCCAAAUGAACGUCACAGCCCCCACCAGCCCUCCGGUGCAGCAGAGCACGAUGCAUUCUGUCUCAGGUCCUCUUCCUGAUGGAUGGGAGCAAGCUGUGACUCAAGAUGGAGAAAUUUACUACAUAAACCAUAAGAACAAGACCACCUCCUGGUUAGACCCAAGAAUUGACACUCGUUUUGCCAUGAGCCAGAGAAUGGGUCAGAGCGCGCCUGUGAAGCAGCCACCUCCGCUGGCCCCGCAGAGCCCACAGGGGGCCGUCCUGGGUGGUGGCAACUCCAACCAGCAGAUUCGGCUGCAGCAACUGCAGAUGGAGAAGGAGAGGCUGCGACUGAAGCAUCAAGAGCUUCUGCGGCAGGCAAUGCGGAAUAUCAGUCCCAGCACAGCAAAUUCUCCAAAAUGUCAGGAGCUAGAAUUAUUUUCCAGUUACCAACAACUGGAGCAAGAUGGAGGGACACAGAUCCAGUGUCCUCUCUUGGGGAUGUCUCAAAUUGAGAAAAUGACGACCAACAGCUCAGAUCCUUUCCUUAACAGUGGCACCUACCACUCCCGGGAUGAGAGCACAGACAGCGGGCUGAGCAUGAGCAGCUACAGUGUCCCACGCACCCCAGACGACUUCUUGAACAGUGUGGACGAGAUGGAUACAGGUGAUACUAUCAACCAAAGUACCCUGCCCUCACAGCAAAACCGCUUCCCAGACUACCUGGAAGCCAUUCCAGGAACAAAUGUGGACCUUGGCACUCUGGAGGGAGAUGGAAUGAACAUAGAAGGAGAGGAGCUGAUGCCCAGCCUUCAGGAAGCUCUGAGUUCCGACAUCCUUAAUGACAUGGAAUCUGUGCUGGCAGCCACUAAGCUAGAUAAAGAAAGCUUUCUCACAUGGUUAUAGAGUCCUCGGGUAGACUGCACUCUUAACUGUGACAGAGCUAAGGAAAUAAGACACAUGCACCUGAAACUCCCAAAGAGCCAGUUGCACUAUUCUGGCUCCUGCAGAAAGAAGCAGACGAACAAACUUCCAGCAAGAUUCUUUCAUCCACUCUUUUGCUCUUCCUUGUCCAUUGCUGCUGUUAAUAUAUUGCUGACCUCUUUCAUAGUUGGCUCUAAAGAAUCAAACUCCCCCCCCCCUUUUGUUUCUUUUGCUAUUUUAACUACUGUUGGUUUGGGGGGCAAGGAGAAGUGAGCCUGUGUGGCGAUGGUGCCAUUUCUUCUGCCCAGUUAGGUGGUUAUCGAUCAUUUAACUCCAUCCUCAAACCUGGAAGCCACGUGCUUCCUUCCAGUCACAGCAUUGAGUUUGUUCAAAUCCUUUUCUCUUCAUCUGCCUUUGGCCAGUGCAAAACAUUACUUACUGGUCUGACAAGCCAAAAGAUGUUGUAUCUGAUAUUAACUUCUUAAUUCUGAGUCUAAGAGAUAGCUGAAGCCACAGCUGAAGACUGUUUUACUUUCAGUAUUUUUUUCCUCCUCGUGCUAUCAUUAGUCACAUAGUGACCUUGAUUUUAUUUUAGAAGCUUAAGGCAUGAGGCAGUUUUCAAUAGAAAUAUAUUAAUUAUUGCCACAUAUUCUAGUA